AUGGCACAGGACGAAAUAGGCGCUCGGCCUGAGAUAUUUGCUAAUCAUUUUUGGGGAAAGGACGAGGCAGGCUAUGAAGCCCUUGUAACACGCCUUAGAGAGGCACGGCAGACGUGUGAGGAACUAAAGACAAUGUUCCAUGAAAGGGCAGUUAUUGAAGAAGAUUAUGGUCGUCGGUUGCUUAAAUUGUCCAAAGCUCCGCUUGGCAAAGAUGAAACCGGCACCCUUCGGGAAGCACUUGAGACAACACGCACCGAAUUAGAGACAAGCGGAAAUGCACAUAUUGAGCUUGCCCAACGCAUUAGAGACGAGUUGCAGCAGCAAUGUAAUGACUUUAUCACACAACAAAAGGAAAAAAAACGAGAGCAAACAACGAUCGUUGACAAAAGUCUCCGGAAUAAGCAAUUACAGAUGACUUAUGUUCAGAGGGUAAUCAAUGAAGCAAAAGAAAAAUACGAUGGAGAAUGUAUUAAAUUGAGCGGAUUGAUAGCAUCAAAACAAUCGGCAAGAGGAAAGGAACUGGAAAGGUUAAACAUGAAAAUCGAAAAGGCUCAGCAGUCGUCUCAAAUGGCAGAUCAAGAAUAUAAGCAUUUUGUUAAGACAAUGGCCGAUUUAACACAAAGGUGGAUUUAUGACUGGAAAGCGGCUUGUGAUACAUUUCAAACCUUAGAGGAAGAAAGAAUAGAAUUUACAAAAACCAAGAUAUGGGCAUAUUCAAAUCUAAUAGCAGCUGUGUUAGUACAAGAUGAUGAGUCGUGUGAGAGGAUCAGAAUGCCGUUGGAAAAAUGUGAUGUAGCCAAAGAUAUUGCAACAUUUAUAAAGGAACGAGCGACAGGACCGCAGAUUCCAGGCAUGUACACGACUAAUGUUAAUUGCAAAUGGUUACUCGAACGGCAAUCAGUUUCGUACGUCAACUUCUACGCAACACAGAAGGAUCCGGGACCGCAAUACACUACGGCGAAUUUCGAAAGAAACCAACCAUACGUUAUUAAAAAUGCUGUUGCAAGUUCCGAGUUAGAUUCAUCAAUAGACAACCAAAUUUCUUCGAUCACCUCAUCGGCACAGGCACCGUUAUCAACUGCAACACGAUUAAAUACGUACACUCCCCCGCAGCUAACGUCUCAAUCUACUCCAGCAUUUAUUAAUGAUCCAACAACUGGCAAUAGACGAGCGUCUCUAUAUGCAUCGGUAUCAUCCUCCAAUGUAACAAACACUACAACCAAAGAUGCCCCGCUUCCAGCAACACCAGAUGCUGCCACCGAUGAUGAACCAUUAAAUCCGCAAGCACAACAAAUACUUAGCGUAGGCUCUAAUCAAUUUUCAGUGAAUACCACUGCGUUUCAGGCAAGUAGAAAUAUAGAGCACGAUCCAAUUGCUGCAGCAUUGGCGGAAUUAGAACGUGCAGAACAGUCAGGGGAUAAUUUAGAACAGCCGACAGCGUCUGCUAAUUAUACACCAGCUCCAUCACAUGGCACGCCGAAGCCGUCUAUUCCGCCUACUACUCAGCCUCCAUACAAGCCUCCUUCACAACCUCCUCCGGAUUACUUUAAUUCAACAAUUCCUCAAAAAUCCGAAUUUCCUCCCCAGUCAUCCCAAGCACAACCGGCAACGCCGCCUAACAUCUCGUCGACUAAUGGAGCGCCACCGCAACCAGUAAACCAAGGAACAGUCCGCCCUGAUUCAUAUCGUGCUUCUACUGCUAUACUGGGCAUCACUCUCGAUGCACAAGGACGAGUAAUUCAGGAUAGUCUUGCUGAUGAAUAUGUUGCUAACGGUAAUCGUCUUCCUCUGGAAUCUGCUCGAUUCCAAAGUGUUAACAACGCGGCACGAAAUUCAAUCGAUCGCGGCCAAUCCUCCAUUCAGGCACAACAAUUCCGCACUUCUAUGUAUCAAGCCCCAAAUGGUCAGUAUGGAGCACAGAUUCCAUCAAAUGCCUCAAUGCGUGUAAAUAGCCCGCAGCGACAAUCUUUGGCAAAUAAUCCAGCGUCUCAACCCCCGUUACGGCUUAACCCGGGACUGACGCGUAAUAGUACUAUAGCCACAGGAUAUCCUCUCGGAUCGGGUCAUCCGCCAGCAGUACAGCCAGGAGCUUUCCAGCAAAAUAGGGGACCAACUGGCUUUGGAAGUCAAACGUCUACAAUACAGAGAAAUUCUACAAUUGGACGACCAUCAAAAUAUGGUGGUGCCCCUGGGAGGUUCAAUCAUACUGCUGACGGGAAACCGAUACUAUUUCAUGUUAGGGCAAUGUAUGAUUACACAGCUAAUGCUCCCGAGGAAAUGUCUUUCAGAGUGGGAGAUAUUAUUGCCGUUUUCAGGACUCAGGAUGAUGGAUGGUGGGAUGGUGAGAUUGUUGACAGUAGAGUUCGUGGGUUGUUACCAAGCAAUUUUGUAGUAAUGAUAUAA
This is a messenger RNA of Paraglomus brasilianum, 2403 nucleotides long. NCBI's taxonomy places the organism in Eukaryota, Fungi, Glomeromycota, Glomeromycetes, Paraglomerales, Paraglomeraceae. The record is from the annotation of a GenBank genome assembly.